Macadamia integrifolia is the source of this 570-nucleotide messenger RNA. RefSeq names its product small polypeptide DEVIL 16-like. The coding region runs from base 141 to 290 and encodes 49 amino acids. Gene Ontology annotation, biological process: negative regulation of cell population proliferation. The transcript has a single exon. The record is from RefSeq and is a predicted model, not a curated record. NCBI's taxonomy places the organism in Eukaryota, Viridiplantae, Streptophyta, Magnoliopsida, Proteales, Proteaceae.
GUACUCAACUCUUUGCUGGUCCUCUCAUUUUUUCUUCUUUAAACGAGAGCACUUGUACUAGUUGCAGUGAUUACUGAGUAGUGUUAGAAGCAUAAGAAGAAGAAGUGUUUCAAGUUUCAAGUUGCUGGUCUCCAUUAAUCAUGGCCACCAAAGAAGACAACGACACAGGGUUCUGUAGAUCUUUUGGGCAAAGGUGCAGUCGGCUGGUGAAGGAGCAGAGAGCCAAAUUCUACAUUCUAAGGCGCUGUGUCACGAUGCUCUUGUGCUGGCAUGAGUGUGGCGACUCUUGAUGUUUGCGGCCGCCGGUGGCUCAAUUUCCGACCAUCUGAUCUAUUUUUAUGAGUGUAAAUAAUAUAUAGAUACACCAAAAGGGUCUUUGAUUUUCUCUCUUUGUAGCUUAUCUAAGACAUAUAGAUUUCACGAGAAAUAUUUGUUCUUAUGUAUUGAGUACCCCGAUGUGAAGACUUACAAGUAUUUUUAAUGACUAGCUUUUAAGGAUGAAUUCUAUCCAAUAUCCCUAAUGCAUGUUAGGGUAGGUCUCCACUUCCGGAGUUUCUAUCAUUCAUUCCU